Molecule: messenger RNA, 1170 nt
Organism: Striga hermonthica
Lineage: Eukaryota; Viridiplantae; Streptophyta; Magnoliopsida; Lamiales; Orobanchaceae
Source: the annotation of a GenBank genome assembly
AUGGAGGGUCUUGAUUGGAGCAAAAUUCAGCAGCAUGAGAUUGAAGAGAGCUUGAUGAUGCCCAUGAUGAUCCCAUCAAACAACAUUGUCUAUGACAAUAUAAGCAAAAUUGAAAUGGUCCCAAUUAGAGAUCAUUUCUUGAUUAAUAAUCAUCCAUCACAAUAUUUCCACAAUAUUGAUUUUCCUCAAUUGAGUAGUACAAGAUCAUAUGCAGAUUGUACCAAUUCUUAUUGGGCAUUGUCAUCAUCAUCACCCAUCAAUGAAGCCACAUUAUUAAAUCAUUCAUUGUUCCAACUAAGCACCCCACAAGAUGGCCAAAUUCUUGAUUUUGGGCUCAAAAGCCCAACUACUAGUCAUCCCAUCGGCCCGACUCUCGAUCUCGGGACGAGCCGAUCCAUCCCGACAAAAACGAGCAUCUCUCUCGAGGAAUCAUCCAUCGAUUGCUUUCUAUCGGGAUCCAAUCAGACGGCCGACACGACUGCAGCCUCGACCGAGGACAACGACAUCUCCUUAAUUUUCGCAAACCACAUUAAACCCUCACCGAACAACAAAGAUUUCGCGGCGGGCCCGACCGGAAACCCCACCGCCGCCGAAGCCCAAAGUAAGAGAAAGAUACCUGAAAGUCAAUCGAAUCUUGACUUUCUUCAGCCAGUCAAAUCAGCUAAUAACAAAGGCCAACAACAACAACCCAACCGGCCCAAAACCAAACGGGCCCGGCUCGAAAGCGACCCGGCGCCGUCGUCCAACAUCAACUUCCGACAGGCCGAUGAGCCCGACCCGGAAGCAAUGGCCCAGAUGAAGGAGGUCAUUUAUCGGGCCGCGGCCUUCCGGCCCGUGAGCUUCGGGCCCGAGACGGCGGAUAGGCCCAGGAGGAGGAAUGUGCGGAUAUCGAGUGACCCGCAAACGGUGGCGGCCCGGCAGAGGAGAGAGAGGAUAAGCGACAGGAUUAGGGUUUUGCAGCGGCUGGUGCCCGGAGGCAGCAAAAUGGACACGGCCUCGAUGCUCGACGAGGCCGCCAGCUAUCUCCGGUUCUUGAGGUCGCAAGUCGAGGCGCUCGAGGCUUUCGGUCGGAAGUUCGACCGGCCGGCCGAUUUUCCGGUCGACAGCCCGAAUCUUGCGUUUUUUAACUACUGGCCGCCGCCGCAGUUUUCGGUGCAGGGACCGAUUUAA